GUUGAUUCACUAUCGAUCAUUGGGGAAAGACAGGGCUAGAUUUCCUUGUGGCGGAUAAAUCUGAUGUGUAGGCAACAUGAAUCGGGCGAUCGCGGGGCGCAGAUUAAUUUUAGCACGUUUACAGCUUUCUUUUGGAUUGAUUAUUUUCGCCGAUUAGAUAAACGUAUACAAAUGAAAUAGCUGUUUUUUUUCUCCCGUGUGAAGUGUUUUGGAUCGGACUUGCCAACAUCGCUACUUUGUUUCUCUUAUGGACGUGUGUUACCUAAAAAAGUAGUCGCGUCUUAACAGAGUUCCGCGUCCCGUGAAGUUGGGAGAAGCGAGGCCCGAUCUCUUGACCCGUGGAGUACUCUUGAGUCUCUCUGGAUGGAUGGAUGGGUAUGGGGAGAGCAGGAUCUUACUACCCCGGGGCUGAGCGCCUCAUCUCUCCGGUACUACAUCUACUAGUGCUCUGCACCCUCUCCUCUCUCACUCGCAUAGGUGAGAGCCAGGUCCAAACUCCACAGUGCCGCAUCCAAAAGUGCACCAGUGACUUCGUCUCUCUCACUUCGCAUCUGAACCCUUCCCUGGAUGGCUUUGAUACUGAGUUCUGUAAGGCGCUGCGGGCGUACUCCGCCUGCACCCAGCGGACCGCCAAGAGCUGCAGGGGCAACCUGGUCUUCCACUCUGCCAUGCUGGGCAUCAGUGACCUCAUGAGCCAGAGGAACUGCUCCAAGGAUGGGCCCACAUCGUCUACCCAUCCCGUCAUCCCCAUUGAGCCGUGCAACUAUCACAGCCGCCAUCACCAAGCAUUGCGGCCUGGGACAGGGACAGGGGCUCCAGAGCUCCCAAGAGCGACCUAUCUGUUCUGUGGCCUGUUUGGGGACCCUCAUCUUAGGACUUUCAAAGACCAUUUUCAGACAUGUAAGGUUGAAGGGGCAUGGCCCCUCAUUGAUAACAAUUACCUGUCAGUGCAGGUCACAAAUGUUCCAGUGGUAUAUGGAUCCAGUGCCACAGCAACCAAUAAGGUCACAAUAAUCUUCAAACCAUACCAAGAAUGCACGGACCAGAAGGUCUACCAGGCCGUAACAGACGACCUUCCAGCCGCCUUUGUGGACGGCACCAUCAGCGGGGGCGACAGCGAAACCCGCAGCAUCUGGAUCCUGGAGAAGUCGCCCGGUCGACACGUAGAAAUCCACGCCGCGUACAUCGGUGUCACCAUCAUCGUACGCCAGCAGGGCCGUUACCUGACGCUAGCCGUGCGUAUGCCAGAGGAGCUUGCCAUGGCCUUCGAUGAAACGCAGGACCUGCAGCUUUGCAUGAACGGUUGCCCCACAUCAGAGCGCAUCGACCAAGAGGGACAUCUUCAGAUGCCCAUGCUGGGACUCCAGCAGGCCGGCUUUCAGCAGCAGGCCAGGGUCGAAGCCCAGAGGGGCGUCUUCACCCUCGAAAGCGCAUCCAGGAAGUGCAAGGAGCAACUGGAGGUUAAGGACAUCUAUUUCCACUCCUGCGUGUUUGACCUGCUCACCACAGGAGAUGCCAACUUCACCACUGCCGCCUACAAUGCCCUAAAGGACAUGGAGACUCUGCACCCCAAGAAGGAGCGCUGGCAUAUUUUUCCAAACUCGACCGCUGGGCUGAGGCCGUUUUCAUUACUCCUCAAUGCACUGCUAACCGGCUUCCUCGUCACUGUGCUUUUAUAAUGUGUACAGUGUUUUGAUAACUGUUUCGAAGAAGAAAAAAAGAUGGGAAACGAGACUGUAAAAAGUCAGUACUCUGGGUAAAGGGUGCUUUGUAUAUACUGUCUGUGUGGAGAAUGAAUGUUAGAAUACGAACCUUCAUUAGACUGUACAUUUUGUGUAAAUGAUGUUUUCAAGAGAGCUGAAUAUUGUAGAUUUUUGUGCGUGAAUUUUUGGAGAUUUCAUGUUUUUGUCCUCAGGAGAGGAAAUCUUAAUGGAAGCACUUUAUUUUUAUUUUAUUUUUUUGUUUUUGCAACUAGAAAACAGUGUUCCACGGAACAAGUGCUCAAUAAUCUUUCUUGGUACACUCAGCGCAUUUUCUUUUAAAUACAUUUCUGUAGGUCUCUAUAUACAAAUGGUACUUACCUCACCAUUUUACUCUGUAGAACCGUGUUAAACAGUUUUCACGAUGUGGCUGGCAUAGUGAUUUUCAUAGACAUUUAAAGAAGGAUCAUGUUGACUAGACAUUCACUUUAUCUGUAUUUUUAGUUCUAGUACUCUGAACUGUUGAGUAACGUUGAUCAGCAAAAACAAAGUGAAGAGUUCAGGCGAACGCAGCAGACGUAGGUUGAAGUGCACUUAAUUCAGAAAUGGGAGUUUGUCCGUCGUUGACCUUUGGAAUUGUAUUGGAAGUUCGGUCCAUUUUUUUAAAUGACAAUCAGAAUUUCUUUCGUUUGGUACAAAAUCUACCUAAUGUACGAACACACAACAUCAAUCCUGAAGAGUGCAUUUUAGAGACACCAAAAUAUUUAUGCUAAAAGUUUCAUCUUCUUUCAGACUAAUUUCAGAGUGAGUGGCUCUCAUUGAGUGAACUGGAAAAUGGAUGUUGCAUAAGUGCUAAAGUGGGCCAUGUCUCAUUCCUGGUCACUCAAACGAACUUCCAGAAUGGCUCCUCUCAAGAUUACAUGUAUUAGCUUUGUCCCUUUGCCAAACAAAUAUUGAGUGUUAAGUUCCCUCUAGUCCUUGUUUUAUCCUUGACCAAAGAUAUGACUCAGAACCAACACAGAUAUCAGAUAUUUUGCCAGACAUGCUGUGGGCUUCCCUAUAGAUUUUGUUUCGACCCAAAAAUAUUGGUAUUGUCGUAUGUUUAGCAAGAUAGUGCCAUAAAUCAACUCCCCUGACUUGGUUUUAAAAACCUGAAGUAUGUUCAAUGGAAUUGUGAUUUGGCCUAACAUGUAUUUUAUCUUGAGCCUUGGUUCUUUUGCUGAAUGCACAUCAGCAGUGAUUUCAUUGAGAGCUUCAAAGCAAACGAAGGAAAUGCAGAAACACUUAUGUCUCUAUUUGCUUUGAGUGUGGUAUUUGGCCUGAUGCACACAUAAUUCAUUUGAUGAAAUUGAAUUGUAUACCUUCUGGGCCUUACUGUCCAACUGCUACAGAAGCCAUGCCAACACUCCAGAUACGCACGUUUCCAUACCAAGACUUGCUACUGUAGAGACGUCAUUGUUUAACUACUGCCAGUGCUGAAGAGCUGCUACAAUACUGUGACGAGUGUAAUCGAUUGUAUUUGGAACACUGGGAGUUUCGCAGGCAGUGAUUGGCCGGUUCCGAAGCACGAUCAUUUGAUUGGCCGAUUGGCCUAAAUCAGUGUACAGUGGGAUCUUGUUUCCCCCCAUUAAAAACCAGAACAAGUCAUCAGAGUGCAAUUAAGUAACUGCAAAGGAAAGCCUUCAUCCUGUGUUGUUUUUUUUUUUUUUUUUUGCAUUUCGCAUUUGAUCUUGUGAUCUCUUAUAUUUGUUGUGAACAUUGUUUUUGUGAAGAGUGACUGCUCAAUGUUUAUACUUAAAUUAUUUAUGAAAUAUAGUGUCUUGUUAGAGAAGUUAAGCUCCAUACUCUUGCUGUUGAAAAACGUUUGAGAUGUGAUUGUACUGCCACCUAGUGGGUCACCAUUGUUACAUCAGUGUUUUAGUAUUGUACGGAGGCUGUUUAAAAAAAGGAAGAAAAAAAAGAGGAAAAAAUGUGUUAUUUAAAACAAUAAAUACAUAAAUUCCA
This is a messenger RNA of Rhinichthys klamathensis goyatoka, 3704 nucleotides long. RefSeq names its product repulsive guidance molecule BMP co-receptor b (gene rgmb). The record is from RefSeq and is a predicted model, not a curated record. The transcript has 3 exons. Gene Ontology annotation, molecular function: coreceptor activity. Gene Ontology annotation, biological process: BMP signaling pathway. NCBI's taxonomy places the organism in Eukaryota, Metazoa, Chordata, Actinopteri, Cypriniformes, Leuciscidae. Gene Ontology annotation, cellular component: plasma membrane. The coding region runs from base 372 to 1679 and encodes 435 amino acids.